Molecule: messenger RNA, 498 nt
Organism: Iphiclides podalirius (scarce swallowtail)
Lineage: Eukaryota; Metazoa; Arthropoda; Insecta; Lepidoptera; Papilionidae
Source: the annotation of a GenBank genome assembly
AUGGCUGAUGUAUUGGACAUUGAGAAUUCAGAGGAAUUUGAAGUCGACGAAGACGGAGAACAGGGAAUUGCGAGAUUAAAAGAAAAGGCACGAAAACGCAAAGGACGUGGAUUUGGCAAUGAAGGUGGUGGAGGUGGCGCAGCAGAAAGAGGAAAUAGGGGGAGAUAUGAUAGCCUAGCACCAGAAGGUGAUGGUAACGCCCCUGGGCCACAGCGUUCAGUUGAAGGAUGGAUAUUAUUUGUUAGCAAUGUUCAUGAAGAAGCACAGGAGGAAGAUAUACAAAACCAGUUCUCAGAAUUUGGAGAAAUAAAAAACAUCCAUCUGAAUUUGGAUCGGCGUACAGGAUUUUUGAAGGGUUAUGCACUAGUGGAAUACGAAACAUACAAGCAAGCAGCUAGUGCCCGUGAAGCACUAGACGGUGCUGACAUUUUGGGACAGGCAAUCUCUGUGGAUUGGUGUUUUGUUAAGGGACCAACCAAAACCCACAAGAAGAGACGA